AUGCCCCCACAGUUCACCCUGAGCGCGGCGCGCAGGCGCCUGGCGGCCAACGCGCGCGAGCGGCGCCGCAUGCAAGGGCUGAACACGGCGUUCGACCGGCUGCGCAGGGUGGUGCCGCAGUGGGGCCAGGACAAGAAGCUGUCCAAGUACGAGACGCUGCAGAUGGCGCUCAGCUACAUCGUGGCGCUCACGCGCAUCCUGGCCGAGGCCGAACGGGACUGGGUCGGGCUGCGCUGCGAGCAGCGGGGUCGAGACCACCCCUACCUCCCGUUCCCGGGUGCCAGGCUGCAGGCGGAGUCCGAGCCCUAUGGCCAGAGGCUCUUCGGCUUCCAGCCUGAGCCCUUCCCCAUGGCCAGCUAAGCUGCAGGGUUUUUAGAGUGGCCUAUGAGUCUUAGGGAGAGAAAUUAGUCACCUUUAAGGUUAAUGCCCUUCGCCUUUCAGACCCGUGGAUGAAAUAAUUUCAUUGCCCUCCUUCCUCCGCUUUUCUUGCGUUUUGUAGAUUUCGUGAAUAGACCUUGUGAAUGACUUGGGGCUGCUGUGAAAAUAAUGCCCUACCGCUUUUAGUUUAAGACAUGGGGCUGGAGUCUAGCUGAGUUGGUCGAGUGCUUGCCUAGCAUGCACCAAGCUGUGGGUUCGAGCCCAGCACCUAACGGGCAGAAAGAGGUUGGUAAUCACGCCGGUAAUCCUAGCAGAGAGAGGGCGCUGAUCACACCUGUAAUCCUAGCAUUAUUCGGGAGGGGGAGGGAAUAUAUAUGGGGCCCUGUGUCAAGGGGAAAACAAUCCUUUAUUGAUUGGAAUUGGGUUGCAUUAGGCUGGUACUGAGUCAUGGGACAAAUAAAUGGCUUCUUAAGCUCUGCAAGUUUGUUCUGAUCGGGUGCAGUUAUGUUGGGUGUCUCGUGUAUGUUCAGAGCAGCUACCUUGUCGUGUAAAUGCAUUUAUGCUCCGUGUAUUGUGUGUGCAUGUGGUAGGUGGAGCCAGGCUUUUAUUUUUCAGGGGGGA
Messenger RNA from Peromyscus maniculatus bairdii (prairie deer mouse), 999 nucleotides. RefSeq names its product atonal bHLH transcription factor 7 (gene Atoh7). Gene Ontology annotation, cellular component: nucleus. Gene Ontology annotation, biological process: positive regulation of transcription by RNA polymerase II; sensory organ development; axon development. The record is from RefSeq and is a predicted model, not a curated record. Lineage: Eukaryota; Metazoa; Chordata; Mammalia; Rodentia; Cricetidae. Gene Ontology annotation, molecular function: DNA-binding transcription factor activity, RNA polymerase II-specific; protein dimerization activity; E-box binding.